GACAUACGCGAAUCCUCGUUCGCAGUAAAUCUCGUUUUUAAAUAUUCUUAAGUAAAAGGAUAUCCUACAUUUAUCCUACCUUUGUUCAUUACGUCGUGAAUGAAAUCUAAAAUCUUCACUCAGUCGUUUCUUUUGUCUAUAGUCAUUCCUCAGUCUUUGCUCCUCACUCCAGUCCGUCACCCUGUAGAAACUCGAAAUCUUUGUUACAAAAGUAGAAAAUAGAAAAACAAACAGAGUGGAUGCAUCAGGGUACUUCACUUUACGAUGAAAAAGCAAAGAACAGACAUGCAAUGAUGAAAUAGUGCCAACUUUUGUGUCUUAUCUGGACAAAGUUGAAAGAUGUCUUCAGUUGGGCAACUGGUACCACAAGUAACAAAAGGGCCGCCUAAUACAACCUUUUCAUUUAAUGGCCCACACAUAGAAGGUUCAUUCUGUACCAACAUAAAUACUAAUUAUGAUCCAGUUAUAAGUGUCAUAUGUGCUAUGUAUAUUGUUUUUGGAAUAGUGUAUUCCCUUUUUGGAUACCGAUGUUUUAAAGCAAGUAUGUUCUUGACGGGGUUUACAUUUGGUUCUGCCAUAGUGUAUCUUAUAUGUCUACAAGAAUACUUGAUGCCGCCAUAUGGAAAUGUUGGUGUUGCACUAUGCGCUGGACUACUUUUUGGACUGAUAACAAUGCUUAUUCAGUAUGUUGGAUUGUUUAUGACUGGAUUUCACACUGGAUUAUUGAUUGCUAUUGCUGGUCUUGCUGUAUAUGAUCAGUUUCUGGACAGCAGACUCAAUACGUAUUGGCUAUGUGUCGUCUCAUUACUUUUGUCCGGAAUAUUUUUCGCCGUUAUCAACUUGUACUGGAAGAAAGUUUUAACUAUCUUCGGAACUAGUGUGUAUGGCGGCGCUGUCAUCGCUACAUCUCUGGAUUAUUAUGUUGAAAGAAUGGUUAUGCUCAAAUGGCUGUGGGAGCGUGCAAAGCUGGAACCAACUGUGCCACCUCCUUGUACAAUAUCGUGGUUCACUUUAGCUGCUUGGCCGACUGUCGCCAUUGUCGGUUUCACUGCACAAUGUGCUCUCACAGGCACCGGAAUAUAUCACGAACAGAGCAUAAGCGCACAAAAGCGUCUUCUCAAGGCACAGCCCGCUAGACCAGUCACACGUGAACAACGCGCAGAGAUGAAACAGCGCAAAUAUCGUUACCUCUAUCAGGUGCGGACUGCACACGGCGAUGUCAUUUCACAGUCAUACGUACAAGCAUUGCAAAAGAAGGCUCAAUGUGGUAUUUGGACGGGUAGCGCUGGUGGCGAAUGUAGUACGCUGCAAAGUGAUUCUACACACCUUACAGUAUUGGCUGGCUCGGAACAAGCCCCGCCCACUGAUUCUGACGAUGAUCUGGAACAGAUUCGAGCGGCCCACUAGAUUUGGUAACUCACAGACGAUCUCCACAUGAAUUUAUUUUUCUUAUUCCAGUAUUAUUUUAGUGAAUUUCAAACGUAUAUAUGAUAUUAGUAUUCUCCUAUAUGAAUUUAUUAUUUAAGUAAUGUGAUAAUGUAUAUAUUAGGUUUUUAAUUUAUUUAUGCCUCAAUUUUAUUUUUACAGUCAUCAUUUUUGACUAAGUUCUUUCGACUCUCGAAAACAAUUUAAGUGCUGAUCAACUUCUUGAAUCUGCGGGAAUAGAACUUCGUAGUAACAAUUUUUGUUAUGUUGGUAAUAUUGUUACGAUAUUAUAGUUUGACUCGAUACUAAAUAUUUUAAAAAAUCUUAUGUGAUUUAUUUUAAUGACGCGUGGAAAUAUUAGUUUAAUUUCUUAGACUUCACUAGAUUAUUCUAGUAAUAUAUAUACUACGUAAUUGUCGACUUUCGUGUAAAAAUAAGGCUCGUUUCUAAAGGUUUUAUUCGCCAAACUAUGCUAACUUUUCGACCGCCUAAAUAAUAUUUAAUUAAUCUAAACAAUAGUUCAAGACAUUUUUAUUGUUAGAACAAAGAUUAAAAUACAAUAUUUGGUUAACACUGCCAAUAGAAUAACGAAGUAUAAAUAAGGAUUUGGCCUUGAAAAAUGUUCAAUGUUUUCAAAUUCAUACCUGUAUUUUACAGACGAUUUUUUUGAUAAUUUAUUGCCUUUAUUGCAAUUCUUUUUAUGUAUAUAGACUUAGAAUCAGUUUAUUAAAGCAUAAACUUCGCAAAUUUGCAUUCUAAAUUAAUUGAAUGAUGAUAUGAUUUGGAAGACGUUGAUGGUAGGAAUCAAGAGUCGAGAGGCGAAUUAUGACUUCCGUAUGUCACAAUUCAAUAUACUUUUUAUAUUUUGACAAACAGGAGUAAUUUUAGUUUGUUUUAAUUUAUCUUAUUAUCGGGACCUUAAUUUAUUCACAUAUAUCGUUAAGUAAACUCGCGAGAGGACAGGUGUAGCCAUUUAUCCAAUAAUAUUACUAGUAUUUGUAGACGAGGGGGGUCCCGCCAUCUUGCGAGUCUUGCUUCUACGCUUUUGUUGCAGUACAAGAGUAUAUAGAGCGUCCAAAUUUUAUCCAUUUCGUCAGAAGCUUUGUUAAAUAUGAUUGUUCAUUAUGUGUUGUAAAUUUUGAGAUAUGUAACCGUACAUUUUUUCUGGUGUUGUGAUUGUGGAUUUGAUUGAGCCUAGCUCGUAUUUUCAGUUUAAGUUCACAAUGGGUAACCUUGAUUAAAGUCAUCACUGUUAAAUAAUACACUUGUAAGGAAAUUUAAUCCUUUGGCUAUACUAAAAAAUAUUAAGCAUUGCUGUACAAUCAGCAAUUUACAUACUAUCAAAGUUACCCUAUUGUAAGAGCAUUAUGUGAAAGAAUAAGAAUUUCUUGCCUCAUUUUGUAUUUAGGUAUUUCUUUUUAUUAAAUGCAGCACAAUAUGAUUGUGAUUGACGACCUUGUGAAGGGUAUAGUGUAGUAAUAACAAUAAAAUUUUACGUAAUGUAAGAGAACGCUCUAUUUUUCAUGUUUAGCGUAACUCAGAGGUUUGCUGGUUUUCAUAUUUUUUCUAAAUGGAAAUAUCGGAUUUAUACUAAAUAUGGAUUCCAGAAUAUUUUCGAUGCUUAGCAUAUUUUAUUACAAUGUUACAUACGCCGCUCAAACUGAGAGAAUCACUGGCUUCUUAGUGAUAUGUUUAUUUUUGGCCAAAGUUUAUUUUAGUUAUUAUUGGGCUAAGAGCACAAUUGCUUUAAUUUAAGAAUGUAUUUACUAUUUUCGCUUAUUACACUUGAAUAUAAACGCUUCUUAAACAUUCCUUUAUACACGAAUAUAUUGUUAUGUAUGCAGUAUGACCCUAGUCUAUGUCAAUGGUAAGUCGGUUAAAUUAAGGUGUAAUAUAAUGCAUAAUAAUUCGUAUGUUAAGCAUAGAUUAGUAGUUUUUGUCUAUGUUCAUCCAGUUCCAUAUAAUCGCUCAAUAUCUAGUCCUACUGAUUUAUUAAAUCUUAGAAACAUAAUACUUUAUCUAUUCAGCCAAUUAUAUUUGUCAUAAUAUAACUUAUUUUGUUAACAAUUCAAAGUGUUUAGAAGAAUAUGUUUUUGAAUUAAUUUCUUGACAAUUAAUCGGGCUAAACAAUAUGUAUGCUGACUUAUGUAUAUACAUUUAUAAACGUCAGUAAAUUUAUUCUAAAUGUAUAUUUACGCCCAGUUCUCAAAGCCGAAGAACGGACGACAGGAACUGGCACUAACUCUUUUUAAUAAACAAUUUUUUUACAAAAUGUUUGAAUGUAGGUACUAGGACCUUUAUCUCGUAGCAUGAGAUGAGGUCAAGCAAACUUUGCCCAACUAAAAGGCAUGCCAAAUUAAUUUUUUUUUUAAAUAUUGGUAACAAUGGAUUGUUGGCAUCUAUGUCACCGGUUAUGUCUCUGGCUUAAACAACGCUAUUAAAGUUCAAAAAUUAGUAAAUUUACCGGUUUUUUCAGUACAUUAAAACAAAAUCGGGUUUUAGACGAUGUCUUGUAAGUUUGUACAGAAAUUGUAUUUAUUUUUUUAAGAUAUUGGCACAUUUCAUGAGCGCUUUGAUUGUAGGGUAGUCCCAAUAUAGUAAAGUAAGGUAGAACUGUAUCUGUUUUAGUUUUACAUUAACGGAUUUUUUUAAACAUUAUUCUUAAUAUUCUCUUUCUAGAGAAAUUUUGAUGACAUUUUUGGUUUAUUUUCAAACAGAGAAUGUUUAAGAUUUACGAAUUGUUUUUUUUUUAAUUUGAAUUUUUUGUUUAAGACAUGUGUUCACGACAGCGUCUGUCAGGUCCGCUAGUAACAGUAAAUUUGUACUAAUCGCAUAGUAGGGCCAUGCAUCAUAUUUUCUACACUGUUCACUUCGGCUUUCCGGCAUAUGUGGACUAGACUACAUCUCAGCGAUCAUGAAUUCUUUUUCAUUAUUUUCCUUGGUUUGCAUAUUUGCCUUGGUUCUAUGUAUAUUAAAUUAUAAUGCACAUUCACACAA
Pieris brassicae (large cabbage white) is the source of this 4422-nucleotide messenger RNA. Its product is annotated as transmembrane protein 198. The record is from RefSeq and is a predicted model, not a curated record. Gene Ontology annotation, cellular component: plasma membrane. The coding region runs from base 340 to 1407 and encodes 355 amino acids. The transcript has 11 exons. Lineage: Eukaryota; Metazoa; Arthropoda; Insecta; Lepidoptera; Pieridae.